This is a messenger RNA of Fopius arisanus, 3044 nucleotides long. It is a transcript of the gene Tdrd3, whose product is annotated as tudor domain-containing protein 3. The coding region runs from base 330 to 2261 and encodes 643 amino acids. Lineage: Eukaryota; Metazoa; Arthropoda; Insecta; Hymenoptera; Braconidae. Gene Ontology annotation, molecular function: protein binding. The record is from RefSeq and is a predicted model, not a curated record. The transcript has 4 exons. Gene Ontology annotation, cellular component: nucleus.
UUCAAGAUGGUCGCCGAUGAAACUAGAGCCGAAAGGUGCGGUUCGAUAAUUCAAUUACUGAUUAAUAUCGCCAAUUGAUCCUGUAUAAUUCCCUCGAAAAACAAUCACACAAUUAUCUGCAGUCAUGACUUUUUCUCCCUCAUUUUGAUUGUCAAUAAACAGUGUAAAAUGAACACCAGGUGACAAAUGGAUUUUUCGGUAGUGAGUGCGGUGUGCAUUAAUUUGUUGAAAAAAUCAUCAUAAACGGGUUAAAAUUCAGUGAUUUAUACAAAAACUGACUGGCAACAUUAAUUUAAUUAUUACUUCAAGUCAUUUACAAUUUAUAAAAUAUGGAGAAACUUCAAGAGCAGGGCUGGUACCUGUCUGAACAAGGUUUUAAUCUUGUCAGUGACUCUGGAACUGUAAAGGAUAUUCAAAAACUGAUAAAACGUGCUCUUGAUAUGGAUCUGCGAGAGAUCGGCAGUGGCACAAAAGAUAUAAAUCUCGGAAACUUAGUUCUACAGAUUCAAAAACUUAGAAAUGUGUCAGCCCCCAAGUCUAACGAAGAGUCUCGUGGAGCUCCGCGUAUGUUAAGGCUUUACCUCACAGAUGGAAAAAAUAAUUAUCAAGCAGUCGAACUCGACCAAUUGCCCUCAAUUACCCUGAACACCCCCCCAGGAACAAAAAUCCUCCUGAAAUCCGGAGGAGCACCCACAUCUCACGGAAUAAUUCUCCUAAAACCCUUCAAUAUCUCAUCAGUACUAGGGGGAAAAGUUCCAGCAUUAAUAGAAAAAUGGGAAUUAAACCGUAAAUUAGCAGUUCACAGUAGAAUGAGAUCUGCAGAUGAGGGUGGCCCACCUCCCUGGAUUCCUUUUGGAAAAAAAAUUGUGAAAAUCACCGAGCAGGAUCGAAAUUUUAAAGCAUUAGCUGAUAAAGAUGCAGCCCCAAAAGACAACAGUGAAUUCGAGGCUCAAAGGCAAGCAGCUGUUGCUGAAGCAGCUAAACAGGGCAGCAAGAAGGUUUUCGGGGGUGGGACUAAGCAAUUGCUCGAUCACAGCGUCCAGAAAAUCGUUGAUCAGGGUUUUUCUAUUGAACAGGCUGAGCAUGCACUAAAAAUCAAUCGCAAUAAUACAGAUCGCGCAUUAAAAUCCCUCCAGAGGAAUGAAAAUAGGGGAAAUGGAAAUCGAGAGGGUCGAGAGCCUAGGGAGCCUCGGGGUAAAAGAUUCGAAAAAAAAAAUGAAGAGACUAAACCUAGCAGUGGAAAGGUCUCAUUGUUUGAUUUUUUGGAAGACAAAUUGCCUGCACAGUCUGAGACAGUUGAUGCUGUGAAUAAUCAGUCGAGUGAUGGGUACAGUUCCAGACUUGAUAAUCAUGUGGAGAGAUUCGAGGGGAGGGGGUAUGAUGGACAUUCCUCCAGGGGUGGAAGGGGCCAAAGGUCAGGUCGGGGCAGCUACCAAGCUCCUCCUCGUCACUCUGAUGACUCACGAUUCUCUAAACGUAACAACGAGAACUACAACACGAACAAUUCCCAUCAAACCCGUCCUCCUCGCUUCCAAAGAUCCCAGGAUCAGUACCACCCCCAAGAGCACAACCCUAAGCCUCCAUUUCCCAAGAACUCCUACCAAACAAACAGAAGGAAUCCCGAAUCUUCCAAUGCACCCAAGACUUUUAGAAAUCACAAUCAAUCCCAGAUUCACAACGAACCCGAAUCUUUCAAUCGUCAGACCUAUGAUUCCCAAUUCCAAUCAUCGCAUGGACGAUAUAAUCGAGGGCAUCAAGACACCGGCCAUAAGAACUACAACGCAAAUACCUCAGACAACAGAAAUAACAGAAAUCAAAAUAGAUACGAUAACAAUUCAAGGGGAAAUGAGAACAACAGGUGUGAGAAUGGCCCAUGGGUCUGGAAAAAGGGAGAUCAGUGUCUGGCUAAAUACUGGGAGGACAAUCAGUACUACAAUGCUGAAGUCACAGCUGUAUCAGCAACAACUUGUGUAGUACAAUUCAAGGACUUCAAUAAUUACGAAGAAGUUCUGCAAGUUGACUGUCUGCCCAUAACCGAGGACUUAGCCCCGAGUUUUGGGGAACACCAGAGGCAUGAGCGCCCUAACCGAUCCCAACGUCAUGACAAUUUUUCUGGAGGAGCGGAAUUUCGGAGAGGUGGUGGAGGAUCUGCUGGACCACCUGGGGGAAAAGGAUAUCGGAAGAGAGGACCUCAAAGAAGUGCCCAACCUAUCUAUCAACCCCCGGCCCAAAGAUCCACUCGUGAAAAUCCAAAGAUCUGAUGAAUUCAAUAGUAAGAAUUUAGUGAUUGAAUUUUCGCUCAAUUUUCCAACUACCUGCCGUAUCCUUCUCAAUGCUCCAGUGGGCAAACUUGUUGAGAUUAAUUUAUUAGAAUUUCAAUACGAUAGGUAGGAAUAAUUCAAUGAUCAAUUCGGUAAUGAAGCACUGUAUGUUGAUUUUCCUCUUCGGUGGGUCCUUUUCCGAAAAUCUCAACGAGGAGAAAAACUAACUUUCACUCCACUAUAAAGUAAUUCUACUGCGAAGUGGUACGGAAAAAAUUGAAUUUUCCGAUAACACCAUAUAUACAUAAUGAAAAAAAAAUGCAAUGAACAAUUUUCCUCUGCAUACCGUGAAUUUUUCACCCAUAAACACCUUAUUUCAAAAUGUUCACGAUAUUUUUAUUUUAUUAGAAUUUUUAUAAAAUAUUUUGUAGAAGCAGCAAAAGGAAAUCAUCUACAGGCAAUUGAUAGAGCCUAUGGGUAUUUUUUGCCUGGUGGUCAUUGUUCAUUAUUUAUUUACAUUCGUUUUCAUUAUUCAAUAUAAGCAAUUUUUAUUUUUUUUCCAUUUAUCUUUAAGAUAUUAAGAAAAUAAUUGUAUGGAAUUGGUAGUUAUAUCACUUGGCGGUAGAAUUCAACAUCCGGUUAUCUCUUUCAAUUUUUUAAUGAAUUAUCGAUGUUCGCAGUUGAGCGUAUGAGAAUUGUAUACCUUCGUAGCGAUGUAAUUAAUAGAUUUGUUAAGAUUAGGAUGUGAAAACAAGAUUGAAAUAAUUAAAUUGAUCAAUUCGA